AUGUCAUUUGGAGUGAACACUUUUCAGAAGUAUAGAGAUGAUAGCGGUCUAGGUCAUAAUGGGGUGGCUGUGUCUUUAAACUAUUAUGAUGGUUUGCCAGAGAGCAGCUUAUUGAACUCGUUGUCUAGCAAUGAAUUGAAGUUGAUCUUUAAAUCCCUGAUGAAAAGGGAUGACACCACAAAGGAGAAGGCAUUGAAUGAGCUUAUGGGACUAGUUGAGCACUAUGACCAUAACAGUUUCUUAUUUGAUGAUAUUAUGCUGUUAUGUUGGAGUCAAUUGUACGCUAAGCUAUGCAUGAGUGAGCUGAAAAAUAUUAGAUUAGUGUGCCAGCAGGUUACUCUCGGUAUAAUUACUAAGAUGAGAAAAUCAGUAGCCAAAUAUUUCAAAGACUUGAUUCCAUUUGUGCUUCUAGGUACAUGCGAUACGGACUCCGCAGUUGCCAGGCUAUGUGCCACGGGUAUAAAAACCUGCUUUAAUGACGAUGAGGAUAAAGUUACCGCACUAUACAGUUUAUUCGAUAUCCCUAUCUUGUCCCUGACUAAGGCAAUAUUAGUCACCGAAACUCCCCAAACAUUGACAGAUGAGAGAUACUCGACACCUGAUGAUGCUGACUUUAAAUAUCAGCGGGUUGUAGUAAGCGCUAUAAAUCUUUUGUUAGCUGCAAUUGAACGGAACAAGGCUAUUUUGGAAGAUGAAACUUUUAAUGAAAUCAUGGACAAUGAGAAUUUAUGGAAGUUGAUGAGUAUAAAAAAUUUGAACUCUAUUAAGACAUAUGAGUCACUAAUAAGAUUGGCUAUUACUUUAAGCGAAGAGGAGUUUUUGACUUCUCAUAAGCAUGUGUUAAAGCUGAUAAGUAAGAAACUCUUGAAAAGCCUGUCUCAAUUUAACGAUAAAAAUAUACUGAAGGUUAAUUAUAUCUGUCCGCUGAUCUUAACUCUGUUUAUGUGCUUGAACAAAUACAAAAAUGGAAAGUUUUGGUCAUAUGAUAAAAUUUCAAAAGAUCGACUUGUGGGAUUCUUGUCAACUGCCAUGAAGAGCCCAACGGUUGGUUUUUUCCCUACAUUUUUUAGGUUUUAUACUUCGGUAGAAAGUCAAGAUAUCUUGGAUAAAGAGUUAGAAUGGUGGCCAUUAAUUCGAAUUGGGAACAAAAACUUAUGCAAUAAAUCCUUUUUGGGUAGAGAUGGUGCUAAAAUUUUAAAAGAGUACUGGAGCUGUCGAGUACAACUGAAUAAUUCAUCUUUUUCGAACAAAAAUGAGUUAUUGAUUGAAGAUAUAAAAGAAGUUAUCAACUCAACAGAUAUAACCAAUGUUGUUGAAGUAAAACAGCUCUUCAGGAACUAUCUUAAUAACACUGCUAUACUUCAUGAAAUUGAUGUACUAUUAGCAAGCCAUGGAAAUCUCACGAGAGAUAUAAAAUUGAAGUUUGAUAAUUUUCUAAACUUAUUUUUUCUAGAAGCAACAGAAAGUGAUGUGAUAUCAAUGUCAAAAACACUUAUAAAGGCUUGGGAUAACAAAGAAGGUCCGCCAGAAUCCACUUUAUUUGUUUCUAACAGAUUGAUAAAGAAUGGAAAAGAACACCCAGAGAGCUUAUACUUCUUCUUUGAGCGGUUGCUAGAUUUGAUGAAUGAGGACAACCACUCCGAAAUUAGUAACCUGUUUGUCUCCUAUUCCUCAAUUAUAAAAGUCCCUGAUGAGAAGGUUAUUUCUUUGUUCGGCAGCUUUAUAAUGAGAGUUACCAUAAUAUCCAAAAAUGUCAAUAGUGUAAAGGACAUACUUUGCCAAAUUCCAAGAAUUUAUUGUGAGAAGCUAUGUAGUGCGGAUGAAUCAACUAUCAAGAAGAUUUUUGAUACUAUUAUACAAUCUUACAGUGGCGAUACUAAUGUUCAGUUUUUCCAGAGCCCUAUUAUCAAUAUUUUCACCAUCCACAGGCUAUUUGAGGUUUUUGUUUCAAAAGGAGAAUUCAGUAAAUUGGUAUCGGAUAUUAAUUAUCUGGACUCUACAUGCAAGCAGUACUUGUAUGCACAAGAAACUUUUUAUGAUCAUACCCUUAAUGAACUAAAUGACAUGCAAUUUUUCACACUUUUGAAAGAGGCAUGCUUGGUUUUAGGCGUAAAUGAUGAAAUAGAUGCAAAUAUUGUAAAAGUGCUACUAAGAAAGAUAAAAAAAUCCUUUAGUAAACAAUCAUCUGAGCAAUAUUUCGAAGUACUAGAUAUCUUAUUAAAGCACAACAAGGAUACGAUUAAUGUAUUCCUUCCUUCUGAUCCUCUUAAAUUGUUAAAAGAGUUUAAUCCUUCUUCCCUGCUUUUAUGUGACGGUAACUUCGGCGCCAAUGUCGCCUUUUUUUUAUCUGGGCCUACUCUGGAGGAUUACGAAAAGGCAAAGCCACUGCUACACCAAGCAAUGUUUAUUGAUACAUAUCUAUCAAAGAAUAAUAAGACUGAUUUAGAUGCAUGGAUAAUCUUUCUAACGAUAAUGUCUGAGAUAGCUGCUGAUUAUAAUUAUUUAUCAGAGUCGCCUGAAUACAUCUUCCAAGACUUAGAAAAUACGAUCUACAAGUCUGUCGAGAGACCGUUUUCAUUUUUGUCUAUUUUGAAUCUGUUGAACAACGUCGAAGCGAAAAACAACUCAUGGUUGUCAAAACUAAUUGACUUUGAAGAAAGUAACUCAAUGGUUGCAUAUUAUUCAGGAAUGAUUGUUCGUAGAAUUCUGAUAAAUGAAGUUGAUUACAUGAGUAGCAGUGACAAAAAUUUUAUCAGUCAAGAAUUGUAUACCUUCCUUUCUAAAGCAUUAAGAGAAAAAGAGCAUGGUCUUAAACUAUUUUAUGCAACUAUACUACUUGCUACAAGCAAAGAUGUCGUUAUGCCAGAAGCUUUAAUUAAGGUUGGUGCGCUGCUUAUUUCCCAGAUUGUUGGAAUUAGCGAAAUGGAACUCAUAAAAGGCAAAAGUAAGGUAUUGUUAAUCCUAUUUAGUAUGCUAGCUGGCUCGAUAAACAUUUCUGAACCGGUUCUACCCAUUCCCAAAUUAAAUAUGGCUUUGAAAACACUGGAUAAUAUCCUCGAUAGUGAUAUUGCUUAUGAUGAGGAGUUCAUCAUCCACAGACUGCUCAUAAUGAAAUUUAUUGGUGCUAUUGUAUCGCAAUCAAAUUUAGAACAAGCUCAUUCUCAAGCAUUGAAAUUAGCUGAACGGUUAAUCGCAGAUGGUUUUUCCAUGUCAUUACUGGAAGAAACUCCGAUGAAACCUGAGUUACAAUAUCUAGCAACACAACUUCAUAAAUAUUGUAUUGCAAGGAAUGAAUGGGAAUGUACUGAAGAAUAUAGAAGCGAAAUUGAAACCGGAUUUAUGGAUACAAUGUUGAAUAGUGUUUCAGUAUUUAAGAAUAAUCACUGUUCGGCACAAUAUUAUAUUAUGUGUGAAGGUAUCUUUUCUGCAAGGAAAACCAACGAGCAAAUUAAAAAUCUUGAUUCAAUGAUUGAGCAAUUUGUCAGUAUGCAAUUAUGCUGUAAUAUUGGAUAUAUGAGGCUGUUGGUAGCCAUUUUAGAAAAAACUAUAUAUGAGAAACAACAAAUUAACCUAAUUGAGUUUGAAUUGGAGAAUCAGAAACUUGGUAAGGAUAAAACACAAGAUGAUAAUCAAGAAGAUGAAAGAAGUUUUGAAGAGUACAAGAUUCCUGAGAUAUUGAUGACUUCCUUGAUCACAAACUUACCGUCAGAAUACUUGGAAUAUGAGAAUCAAUACAGAUUCUUGAAUUACUUGUGGACGUGGUAUUUAACUGUGAGUUAUUUUAAGGAUGUCUCCUACAAUAUGAGAGAAUUAUAUAUGGACCAACUGAAAGAAAAAGACCUCAUUACUCAGAUGUUGGAUUUUAUUGUUGAUCAGAUUGAUUUUGAUGAUACCACAUACUGGAAGACUGUUGAGAUAAAUGAUAUUUCCAAUUAUGAAAUCCAUAACAAUCAGCUUGAACCAUUUAUCGAGGCCGUUAAUGACGAGUGUAAAAAGCUACUUGUGCAUUUGAUGUAUAAGAUAUUCAGUGCAUCAGGCACAUUGAGUGCCAAAUGGUAUAUGAAUAUCAAAAAUAAAUCUUUGAGCUCCAAAAUUGAUCGUUUUGUAUCGGAGUUCGUCUCUCCUAUUCUGAUAUCAAAUGAACUCAGAGAGGUUGAGAACAAGAAGGAAUCAUUGACGUCAAAAGAUGACUCGUUAACAAUUAAAAUUAAUGAAAAACUUCAUGAGGUAAAAGCUUCAUUUUUAAUUGAUGAACAAAAACUUGAAAUUGCAUUUAAACUGCCAGUAAAUUAUCCUCUAGAGAAUAUCCAAGUCAUUGGUAUUUCACGUGUUGGUAUCAGUGAGCAAAAAUGGAAACAGUGGAUAAUGUCUACUCAGCAUGUUAUAACUGGUAUGAAUGGAUCUGUACAAGAUUCUCUAGAGUUAUUCACCAAAAAUGUUGGUCUGCAAUUUUCUGGAUUCGAAGAAUGUGCUAUUUGUUAUUCAAUUCUGCAUGCUGUGGAUAGAAAACUGCCCACCAAAACAUGUUCUACGUGUAAAAAUAAAUUUCAUGGAGCAUGUUUGUACAAAUGGUUUAGAUCAUCAGGAAACAACACCUGCCCAUUAUGCCGUAGUGAGAUAAAUUUCCGCAGGUAA
Nakaseomyces glabratus is the source of this 4635-nucleotide messenger RNA. RefSeq names its product ubiquitin-protein ligase RKR1 (gene RKR1). Gene Ontology annotation, cellular component: RQC complex; cytosol. Gene Ontology annotation, biological process: rescue of stalled cytosolic ribosome; ribosome-associated ubiquitin-dependent protein catabolic process. Gene Ontology annotation, molecular function: zinc ion binding; ribosomal large subunit binding; ubiquitin protein ligase activity. The record is from RefSeq and is a predicted model, not a curated record. NCBI's taxonomy places the organism in Eukaryota, Fungi, Ascomycota, Saccharomycetes, Saccharomycetales, Saccharomycetaceae.